Molecule: messenger RNA, 4302 nt
Organism: Talpa occidentalis (Iberian mole)
Lineage: Eukaryota; Metazoa; Chordata; Mammalia; Eulipotyphla; Talpidae
Gene: SACK1H
Product: family with sequence similarity 83 member H
Biological process (GO): positive regulation of cell migration; protein localization to cytoskeleton; intermediate filament cytoskeleton organization
Cellular component (GO): keratin filament
Molecular function (GO): keratin filament binding
Source: RefSeq, a predicted model, not a curated record
CCAGCGCACAGGGGCUGUCGCGUGUCCAGGGCUCCUGCCCCGUAACGCCCCUGUGCCCUCCCCAGGUCCCCGGCCCCAACAUGGCCCGUCGCUCCCAAAGCUCCUCGCAGGGGGACAACCCGCUGGCACCCGGGUACCUGCCGCCGCACUACAAAGAGUACUACCGCCUAGCGGUGGACGCGCUGGCCGAGGGCGGGCCUGAGGCCUACAGCCGGUUCCUGGCGUCCGAGGGGGCGCCUGCCUUCCUGUGCCCUGAGGAGCUGGAGCACGUGGGCCGCCACCUGCGGCCCCCACAGCAUGUUGCCCGCGAGCCCCCGAAGGCAGCCCCCACAGUGGACUUCGAUGGCUCCUCGGGCACCUACUGGCCCAUGAACUCAGACCAGGCGAUACCGGAGCUCGACCUGGGCUGGCCCCUGACCUUCGGAUUCCAGGGCACUGAGGUCACCACACUGGUGCAGCCCCCGCCACCCGACAGCCCCAGCAUCAAGGAUGAGGCCCGAAGGAUGAUUCGCUCUGCCCAGCAGGUGGUGGCCGUGGUGAUGGACAUGUUCACCGACGUGGACCUGCUGGGGGAGGUGCUGGAGGCGGCUGCCCGGCGUGUGCCCGUCUACAUCCUGCUGGACGAGAUGAACGCACAGCACUUCCUGGACAUGGCUGACAAGUGCCGGGUCAACCUGCACCACGUGGAUUUCCUGCGCGUGCGCACGGUGGCCGGCCCCACCUACUACUGCCGCACCGGGAAGUCCUUCAAGGGCCACGUGAAGGAGAAGUUCCUCCUGGUGGACUGCGCCGUGGUGAUGAGUGGGAGCUACAGCUUUAUGUGGUCCUUCGAGAAGAUCCACCGCAGCCUGGCGCACGUGUUCCAGGGCGAGCUGGUCUCCAGCUUCGACGAGGAGUUCCGCAUCCUCUUCGCGCAGUCCGAGCCGCUGGUGCCCUCGGCGGGGGCAUUGGCCCGUGCGGACACCUAUGCCCUGGCCCCAUACCUGGGAGCCGGACCCCUCAUGAAGCCAGAUGCCGGGGGCUCCUACCCCUUCUCUUUCCCCAAGCGAGCGCACCUCCUGUUCCCGCCGCCUCGGGACGAGGGCCUGGGCUUCCCCUCCUUCCUGGACCCCGACCGCCACUUCCUGUCGGCCUUCCGUCGGGAGGAGCCCCUGCGGGCGCCCGGGGGUGCCCUGGAGCCGCACGCGGGGCUGCGGCCGCUGUCGCGGCGGCUGGACGCAGAGGCCGGACCCGGCGGCGACCUGGCCGGCCCGCGGGGCUUCUUCCAGGCGAGGCACCUGGAGGUGGACGCCUUCAAGCGGCACAGCUACGCGGCGGCGGACGGUGGCGCAGCUGUGGAGAACUUCGCGGCCACACGACAGGUGUCGCGGCAGACGUUCCUCAGCCACGGCGACGACUUCCGCUUCCAGACCAGCCACUUCCACCGCGACCAGCUGGCCCAGCAGCACUACCAGUGGGACCCGCAGCUGGCGCCCCCGCGGCCACAGGGCCUGUUCGAGAAGUUGCGCGCUGGCCGCGCCGGCUUCCCGGCCGACCCCGACGACUUCACCCUGGGCGCAGGGCCUCGCUUCCCAGAGCUCGGCCCGGACGGACACCAGCGGCUGGAUUAUGUGCCGUCCGGUGCCUCCCGCGAGGUGCGCCAAGGUUCAGACCCUCCGAUCGGGCCGUCUGGGCCUCGAGGCCUCGACCCCGGGGGAGCCUCGCACCCCAACCUAGGCCAGCGUUUCCCCUGUCAGGCGGUGGGGAAGCUGGGCCCCGAGGCCCCUCCGGACACAGACCCGGAGCGCAGGGGCGGGCCUGAGGGCCGCGCGGGGCUGCGGCACUGGCGCCUGGCCUCCUACCUGAGCGGCUGCCACGGGGAGGACGCGGGCGAGGAGGGCCUGCCUGCGCCCAUGGAGGCCGAGCCCUAUGAGGACGACGUGAUGGCGGCGGGGGGCCGGGGGCCGGCGGCAGACCUGUUCCCCUCGCCCUUCCGCUCGCCGGCUUCCUGCGGGCCCGGCACCGGGGGCGGUGGCGCAGAGGCCGCGGAGGGCGCGGAGGAGGCAGGCGUGGCCAAGCGGUCCUUCCGCUCGCGCCUGAACCCGCUGAUCCAGCGCAGCUCCAGGCUGCGCUCCUCGCUCAUCUUUAGCUCCUCUCAGACCGAGGGCCCCGGGGCCGCAGGGCCCACCGCGGAGAAAGUGCAGCUGCUGCACAAGGAGCAGACGGUCAGCGAGGUGCUGGGCCCCGGGGGCGAGGCCGUGCGCUCCUCCGCCUCCGCCAAGGUGGCCGAACUCCUGGAGAAGUACAGGGACCCCGGCGGCGCGGGGGCGGCAGCCACUGUCGCCCGCCACAGCAAGGCCGCCGUGGGCCAGGCCUGGCGAGAGGAGGUGGGGGCGCGGGGCGAGCGCCGCAGCCUGGAGAGCUGCCUGCUGGACCUGCGGGACUCCUUCGCGCAGCGGCUGCACCAGGAGGCCGAGCGGCAGCCCGGAGCCGCCUCGCUCACCGCCGCGCAACUGCUGGACACGCUGGGCCGGAGCGGCACUGACCGGCUCCCCUCCCGCUUCCUCUCUGGCCAGGGCUGCUCCACCUCCCCGCAGAGGCGCAACAGCCCCCCACCGGCGCUGCCCGAGGGGGACGGAGGGCACCAGGCACCCCACUCUGAGCCAAAAGGGAGCCCUACCCCGGUGGCCCCUGAGCGGAAGGGGAGUCCCACACCCGGCUUUCCCACUCGGAGAGGCAGCCCAACCCCAGGAUUGACUGAACCAAAAGGGAGCCCAACGGCGGCCUACCCUGAGCGCCGGGGCAGCCCGGUACCCCCAGUGCCCGAGCGCAGGGGCAGCCCGGUGCCCCCGGUGCCCGAGCACAGGGGCAGCCCGGUGCCCCCGGUGCCCGAGCGCCGGGACAGCCUCACCCUCGCUUUCUCUGGGGAGUCUCCGAAGACCGCGCCCGCAGAGGAGGCGGCCGGCAGCGCCAUGGAGGCCCUACGCAAGGGGUCCCUGCGCUUCCGGCAGCUGCUGAGCCCCAAGGGGGAGCAGCGCGCAGAGGAGGAGGGCGGCCUGCCCGCGCCGCAGGAGAACGGGCAGCCCGAGAGCCCCCGGAGGCCGUCCCUGGCCCGGGGCGACAGCGCCGAGGCCGCCCGGGAGGAGCGGGGCCCCCGGGCGCGCGUGGCCUCCGCCACGGCCAACGCUCUGUACAGCAGCAACCUGCGGGACGACACCAAGGCCAUCCUGGAGCAGAUCAGCGCCCACGGGCCGAAGCACCGCGGGGGCCCCGCGCCCGCCCACAGCAGCCCCGAGCUGGGCCGAGCCCCCGCUGCGGGCGGCCUGGCCCCCGACAUGUCCGACAAGGACAAGUGCUCGGCCAUCUUCCGCUCGGACAGCCUGGGCGCGCAGGGCCGCCUGAGCCGCACGCUGCCCGCCAGCGCCGAGGAGCGCGAGCGCCUGCUGCGCCGCAUGGAGAGCAUGCGCAAGGAGAAGCGCGUCUACAGCCGCUUCGAGGUCUUCUGCAAGAAGGAGGAGGCGGGCGGCCCCGGGGCCGGCCCCGCGGAGGAGGACCCCAGGGACAGCAAGGUGGGCAAGUUCAUGCCCAAGAUCCUGGGCCCGUUCAAGAACAAGAAGUGAGGGCUCCGCGCCGCGGCGCCUCCGCCCUCGCCUCCUCCCCGGGGGCGCCAGCCGGGCACUGCCUGGUGCCCCCACCACUGUGCCUCAGCCCCUCUUGGCCCCUCACUCACCUCAGGGACCCCUCUCUGUGCCUUGGCCCCACAACCUGCGGGGGGCCCCCUCUCUGUGCCUUGGCCCCACAACCUGCGGGGGCCUGUCUGCUUCUGCCCCCCUUCUUGGCCCCCCCUUCUCAGGGCUGUGUUCUCUGUCCCCCUUCCUCACGCCCUCCUGGAUGUGUUGCCCCUCAGGUCUGCUCUCCUGAAAGGGUCCCCACCUUCACCUCCGGGCCCUGGCUGGAUUGCAGGGUGUUGGGGGGUGUGGAGCCAGGCCACCAGAUGCCCCUCUUGGGGAGCACUGCAGGGCAGGCUGUUGGGGGCUGGAUGUGGGGGCCCUGUGGAGGACCCCCAAGGUGCUGCCCUGACCACACCACCCUGUGAAGUGCAGGCCCGGAAUUUGGGGUGCAGUAAAGCCCAGCCUCGUGCGGAGGGCCCCCGCGUACCCAGAGAGCCGCAGUGGCACCCCCGCGCCUAGUGGUCACUGCAGGUGCUACGGCGGGAAAUCACCUUCUGCCAUUUCUCUUCACAUAGUUGUUGGUUCUAAGUAUUAAAAAACAUUUCCAGUUGCUCAGAGUAGUUGGGAUUCCAGAAGCGCCCGCCAGUGGGUG